AUGAAAUAUUAGUAUUCUAAAAAUGUGUUUUAAUAACAACGAAACUGGUGAUGAAGUGAAAACCGAGAGGCAAGUGUUUGUUUCAUCCGAAGAAGAUGAAUUUCGAGUUGAAGAUACCCCUGGAGAUGCCAACAAUUUGAUACAGAUUUCUCAACAACAACAGCAACCGCUAGCUCCUGUUGUUAAGUGGGAGAGGUAUCUCCCGGUUAGAUCGCUUAAGGUUCUUCUGGUGGAGAAUGAUGACUCAACACGCCACAUUGUUACUGCCCUUUUGAAGAAUUGCAGCUAUGAAGUCACUGCUGUUUCGGAUGUCCUUGAAGCCUGGAGAAUUCUAGAAGAUGAGAAGAGUUGCAUUGAUCUUGUAUUAACAGAGGUUGUCAUGCCUGUGCAUUCUGGAACCGGUCUGUUGUCCAAGAUUAUGAGCCAUAAGACACUUAAGAACAUCCCCGUCAUAAUGAUGUCAUCUCAUGAUUCCAUGGUUCUGGUCUUUAAGUGUUUGUCAAAUGGUGCUGUUGAUUUUCUCGUGAAACCCAUUAGAAAGAACGAACUAAAGAAUCUUUGGCAACAUGUCUGGAGAAGAUGUCACAGCUCUAGCGGAAGCGGAAGUGAGAGUGGAAUACAGGACAAGAAGUCGGUGAAACCUGAAAGCACCGAAGGGUCAGAAAAUGAUGCCAGCAUCAGUGAUGAACACAGGAAUGAAAAUGGGAGUAGUGGCGGUUUGAGUAACCAAGAUGGUGGGAGUGAUAACGGGAGUGGAACUCAGAGUUCUUGGACGAAAAGAGCCAGUGAUACUAAGAGCACCUCGCCUUCAAAUCAAUUGCCCAAUGCACCCAAUAAGAAAGAAACCUAUGAAAAUGGAUCGGUACAUGUUAAUAAACCGAAGGAGGUUGAAGAUCAGAAAGAACAAAUAGAUUAUAUUGUAAUAGGCACGGGAUCACAAACAGGAAUGUCUAUGAGUAAGAAAGCUGAAGAACCAGGAGAUCUGGAAAAGGAUGCAAAGUAUUCUGUUCAAGCUUUGGAGAGAAACAAUGAUGACAUGCUGAAUCGCUCUUCUGGUAACUCACAAGUAGAAAGCAAAACAUCUUCAUCUAACCGAGAAGUUUUGCAAUCACUCGAGCAAACUCUGAAAAAACCAAGAGAGGCUGGAGAUUACAGAAUCGGUGAUCAAAGUGUUUUGAGGCAUUCACAUCACUCUGCAUUCUCAAAAUACAAUAAUGGUGCUACUUCUGCUGAUAAGGCUCCAGAAGAAAACGUGGGAAGUUGUUCUCCUCAUGACAGUCCUGUUGCGAAACUGUUUGGUUUGGGUUCGAGCAGUGACAAUCCUUCAAAUCAGCAGUCUAGUGGAAGUGACCGUUCAGCACAAAGAGAAGCUGCUUUGAUGAAGUUUCGCCUUAAACGUAAAGAGCGAUGUUUUGAGAAAAAGGUUAGGUACCAUAGCAGGAAGAAACUAGCUGAGCAACGGCCUCGCGACAAAGGUCAAUUCAUUCGCAAGAUGGAUGCUUAUAAAUCAGGAAGUGACGACAGAGGAAGCUCACGUAACGCAGGGCAAGGUAACGACGAGAACGACGAAGUAAACCUCGACCGACCAUUUGGGAAUAAUGAGCGCCUCAAUCAUCUUUGGAGAAAUCAUCUCUCACUUCCUGACGAUCGUGAAGUUGCAGAUCCGAGUGCUCGUUUUUUCCCUAUAUCUCCACCUCUACCUGAUAAUUGUGGAGCAUCAUUUCUAUGGCGCGAACUCGUAGACGGAACAAUAAACUUCCGGGACGAAUAUUAUCUCGGCAGAGGCAACUUCGGCGAAGUCUAUCGCUGCCGUUUCUCAAGACUUACUGAGGAUGGAGCCGUAAAGAUUCAAAAACCAGACAAUCCAACUGGUCAUGUUGAGUUCUUGGCAGAGGUUACAACGUUACAUGCAGCUAAUCACCCAAAUGUGAUUAGACUUCUUGGCCACUGUUACGGCCAAAGGAACCGUGCUAUAGUAUACGAAUUCAUGCCCAAUGGCUGUCUUGAGCGUCACAUCUUUGCACACGCGACGAGGGUUGAGGGUCCGUUUCCUCGGGGUCUACAUCUACCAAUUAGGGUUUUGGAUUGGGAUACGAGGAUGAGAAUUGCUUUGGGUGUAGCCAAGGUGCUUUUCACCGGAAGGCAGCCUUUUUAUGUGAAGAAACCUCUUGGGAUUAGGGAGAAUCUCACUGAAUGGUUUAUCAGAAUAUUGCCUAGACUCGAGGAUGCGCCUGUGAAAGUUGAUGUUGCGCUCGGUUAUAGGUAUUCGGUUGAAGGUUUAAAGAAGAUAUUUGAUACUGCGAGGAUGUGUUUAAAGACAGAGCGACUUGAACGGCCUACCAUGAGUGAUGUGGAAGCAAUGGUUCUCGAAGCUGCAUCUUUCCCGGUCCAAGUGCCGCCGCCCCAGGUGAAAAGGAGGCAUUCGGCUUCGAAAUAUGAAGUUUUCUCAGGCGGUUUUUAGUAGGCUUUUUAUUUUGGUGUUUGUUUUUUCGGAAACAUAUUAUAGACUUGGUUUUGGUACUGGUUUUACCAUUUAAGAUGAGAUCAGUUUGUGAACUUUUUUAGAUGGUUUUGUUCAUCAGCUUUUUGAGAUCUUUUGUCGUUAUGAAACUUCUUAAAAUAGGAGUGGAGAGGAAAAAGCAAAGCAUAACUGUUGUUAUUGGAAUUUAGUCAGAUGCUAAGUCUUUCAAAUUUAUUUCUUUGAUUCUGCAACUUAUAAAAGUCACGUUUUGAA
This is a messenger RNA of Arabidopsis arenosa, 2734 nucleotides long. The record is from the annotation of a GenBank genome assembly. NCBI's taxonomy places the organism in Eukaryota, Viridiplantae, Streptophyta, Magnoliopsida, Brassicales, Brassicaceae.